This is a messenger RNA of Clarias gariepinus (North African catfish), 1456 nucleotides long. RefSeq names its product cysteine and histidine-rich domain (CHORD) containing 1a (gene chordc1a). Lineage: Eukaryota; Metazoa; Chordata; Actinopteri; Siluriformes; Clariidae. The transcript has 11 exons. The coding region runs from base 161 to 1147 and encodes 328 amino acids. The record is from RefSeq and is a predicted model, not a curated record.
GCGUGCGCGAGCCGGCUCUCACAAUAGCAGCACUACACAGUGUCGGUUGCGCGCGUCUCUUAAAACUCAUUUUACAAAACAAAACAAAAUAGUAAAUAAACAACAGAACAUAAAACUUCCUUCUGUUUAGCUGAGAGAACUGAGGUUUUGUGGAUUUAACAUGUCUUUGCUCUGUUACAAUAAAGGUUGUGGGCAGCGUUUUGACCCGGACAACAAUCCUGAAGGUGUGUGCACUUACCAUCCUGGAGUUCCAGUUUUCCAUGACGCCCUGAAAGGAUGGUCAUGUUGCAAAAGACGCACUACAGACUUCUCGGAUUUCCUGAGCAUCGCUGGCUGCACAAAAGGUUGCCAUAACCAGGAGAAACCCCCCGAGCCGGUGAAACCUGAGGUUAAGAGUUCUGGAGGUAAGAAGGAGCUCGAGGAUCUGAAACCGCGCUUUAACGAAUACAUCAUUCAGGCUCCCAAACCCAUGGAGUUCAUCCAGAGACCCAGUGCUGAUGAGCCGCUGGUGGAGCUGCAGCAGAAAGUGUCUCCGUCCCUGAGGCAGGCACUCGAGAACCUUAAACUAGCAGAAACCAAUCAGAUUUUAGAGAAAGAGGAUGAGGCGAAUGAGGUGAAAAUUGGAACAGCAUGUAAAAAUGGAGGUUGCUCUAAGACUUUUUCAGGACCAGCAAGUAAUGAGGACAGGUGUGUGUUUCACCCAGGAGUUCCCAUCUUCCAUGAGGGAAUGAAAUACUGGAGCUGUUGUAGGAGGAAAACGUCAGACUUCAACACAUUUCUUUCUCAGAAGGGAUGUAACACCGGAGCUCAUGUAUGGAGGAAAGCUGACGGGAAAAAGGUGGUACCAUGCCGGUUUGAUUGGCAUCAGACUGCUAGUCAUGUGACCAUCUCCAUCUACGCUAAACACUCCAAUCCUGAGCUGUGUUCAGUACGAGCCAACAGCACUACGGUGUGUAUCCGAGUGAUCUUUGAGGGAGAGAAGGAAUUCGAACAGACGAUCAGUCUCUGGGGGGUCAUUGAUGUCAGCAAGAGCGUUGUGAACAUGGUGGCUGCCAAAAUUGAGGUCGUCAUGAAGAAGGCGGAGCCGAUGUCAUGGGCGCGGCUGGACCUGCCCCCGCCCACUCCUAAUCCGACCAAUGAGAAGUAAGACGAGGACAGCGUGUAGGGGAAAGGGACUGAAAGAGAGCUUACUCAGAACAACAGUGUAAUUCUGUACUGUACUGCACACACACACACACACACACACACACACAGAACUUCAAUCAAAUAAAAAAAAGAGUAUCAGAUUUUACCAACACACACACACAGACAUUCUAAGUUACAAAUGACAGAAAUAGAACACAUAGUUAAUUGCUGAAGUAUGAGCUCUCUCACACACACACACACACACACACACACACACACACACACAAUUUCAUUCCUAUACAAUGUGUCUCUUCUCUCACAGAGUGCCUGU